AUGAAGCGAAGCAACGAUUACGCUCAACACGACGCCUUCAAGAAGCCACGUGUUGCCCAGGGCUACAACAACAACCACUCCAACAGCGGCAUGGGCGGCUCCUCCGCUGAUAUCUACGGCGGCAGCGGCUACGGUAGCAACCCCAUGAUGUUGGGCGGAUACGGUCAGAUGGGCAACAGCUCCGGCGGCAGUGGCGCCAGUCAGUAUGGAGGGCAGUACGGAGCCGAUCUCUCCCAGUCCUUGAACACUCCCUAUCAGCAAUUCACCACUCCCAGCUUUGCCGCAAACUACGGACAUGGAUUUCAAAUGCCCUUCCCUCCAGGCGCAGGAGCCGGCUCCGCGGGCAGUCGCACUGUCUACCUCGGCAAUGUUCCUGCUGAAUCAUCCAUCGAGGACGUCCUGAAUCUGGUCCGUAACGGCAUCGUCGAGAAUGCCCGUCUCCUGCCCGAAAAGUCGUGUGCCUUUGUCUCCUUUCUGGACUCGGCUUCGGCAAACGCCUUCCAUCACGACGCCACCUCUCGCAAGCUCGAACUCGCAGGUCAGGAGCUCCGUGUGGGCUGGGGAAAGCCCUCGCCUGUCCCCCCUCAGGUUCUUCAGGCUAUCCAGCAAGGCGCCACUCGCAACGUCUUUCUCGGUGGCGUGGAUGACUCGGUGACGGAGCAGACUUUGCGCGCCGACUUUUCGCAGUUUGGAUUGAUUGACACCAUCAAGGUCUUGCGGGAGAAGAACAUUGCAUUUGUCCACUUUUCCAACAUCGGAAACGCCAUGAAGGCCAUCGCUGCCCUGUCGCAGGACUCGCGCUACUCUCGCCGCCGCAUGAACUAUGGCAAGGAUCGAUGCGCCAAAAAACCCACCAACGGAACCCCGGGAAUGCCCAAUGCGUUCGCCUUUGGAGGUCCUACUUACCCUCAAUAUGGGUCCUCCAUGCCUCUGUCAUUCAACCCCAACUUUGAUCGCUUUCCUCAGCAAAGUGGUCGCAUGGGGGGUUUGGGUGGUGGAUCCAACUUUGGCCAUGGCAACAACCACCACAACAGCAAUGGCAUCAACAAUCACCACAGCCUCAACAACAGUAACGGUAGCAACAUGAACAACAACCAUAACGGUGGCAACAACGGUGCCUUACUGAAUGGACCCCUCACCGCCCAGGGCAACCGCACGGUCUACCUCGGCAAUAUCAGUCCCGACACGACCUGCGAGGAUCUCUGCAAUGCGAUCCGCGGCGGUAUCUUGAACAACAUCCGGUACUUCCCCGCCAAGCACAUCGCCUUUGUCUCUUUUGUCGAUCCCCAGUCCGCCAACAACUUUUUUAAUCUGUGCAAUCACCAGGGCGUCAUGGUCAAGUCUCGUCGUCUUAAGGCCGGUUGGGGUCAGAACAUGCAUGCGCUCCCUCUGCCUGUGAUCCAGGCUCUGCAGACUGGUGCCACCCGUAAUGUCUACUUGGGAUCGAUCGACGAGGGAUUUACCGAGGAGCGCCUUCGUCAUGACUUUGCCGAGUUUGGAGAGAUUGAGAUGGUCAACAUUCUUCAGGACAAGAACUGUGGCUUUGUCAACUACACCAACAUCCUGUCGGCGGUCAAGGCCGUGGAUGGUAUCCGGCGGAACCCAGCCUACGAGAAAGUCAAGGUCAACUUUGGCAAGGAUCGAUGCGGCAACCCACCCAAGAUGAACAACAACAACAGCAACAACAACAGCAACAACAACAAUAGCAGCAGCAACAACAGCAACAGCAAUGGCAGCAACAACAACAACAACAACGGCAGCAACCACGGCAACAGCAACAGCAACAACCAGGACGACGGCAAAAGUCAGGAUCGUGAGGGAUCCCAUGGGGCCCACGCCAAGGUUGAGGAUUCUCCUAGCGAUAUCAAAGCCUUUGAGGAGGAUGAGGACAUGUUCCAGAUUGGAGCAUAG
Molecule: messenger RNA, 1911 nt
Organism: Linnemannia hyalina
Lineage: Eukaryota; Fungi; Mortierellomycota; Mortierellomycetes; Mortierellales; Mortierellaceae
Source: the annotation of a GenBank genome assembly